AUGCUCGAUGGAGUCGACCCAAAGACCGGGAAAAAAAUGACAGACGAAAGUAUCAUGGAUAAUUUGAUCACCUUCUUGGUGGCUGGCCAUGAGACGACAUCGGGAUUACUGUCGUUUGCAUUAUGGAGACUUUUGGUCAACCCUGAAGCAUAUCAGAAGGCCCAGCAAGAGGUUGAUGAAGUUGUUGGAAAAGGCCCAAUCAACGUUAACCACCUCUCAAAGUUACCAUACAUUAACGGCGUACUACGCGAGACAUUGCGACUUACUCCGACACUUCCAAUAUUUACUGUUGAGGCCUUUGAGGACACCUUGCUUGCAGAAAAAUACCCUGUUAAAGCAGGCGAGCCGAUCAUCAACCUGCUUGGUGCGGCUCAGCUUGACCCUGCGGUCUUUGGCAAUGAUGCCCACGAAUUCAAACCGGAGCGCAUGAUGGACGACAACUUCACAAAUAUUACACGGAAAUUCCCUAAUUGUUGGAAGCCGUUUGGCAAUGGCGUUAGGGCAUGUAUUGGCCGUCCCUUCGCCUGGCAAGAGUCUCUGCUGGUCAUGGCGAUGCUGCUUCAAAAUUUCAACUUUGUGUUGGACCCCAAUUACAGCUUCUCGUUCAAACAAACUCUCACUAUAAAGCCAAAAGACUUGCGAAUGCGUGCCAUUCUUCGGGACGGUCUAACACCGACGACCCUGGAGCGCCGCUUAAGCGGUCAAACGCAGCUCGAGAAGACUACGGAUUACACUAAGGCCAAUAAAGAUACUCUACAGGCGGAGAGCGGGAUGCCGUUAGCGAUUCUGUACGGUUCCAACAGCGGUACUUGUGAGUCGUUAGCACAACGCGUCGCUACAGAUGCUGCUAUUCAUGGCUUUCGCCCUACCACGAUUGACUGCCUUGACAGCGCAAAUGGCAGCUUACCUACCGACCGACCCGUCGUAAUCAUUACGGCCUCGUACGAGGGUCAACCUGCCGAAAAUGCUGGACACUUCGUGGCUUGGGUCGAAAGUCAGGACAAGUCCCUUCUACCGCUAAAAGGUACAUCCUACGCCGUCUUCGGCUGCGGUCAUUCGGAUUGGGUACACACUUUCCACCGAAUUCCUAAGCUGAUUGAUAACUCCCUUGAGCAACUUGGUGCUACGCGUCUCGCUGAUGUCGGCCUUACGGAUGUCUCAACAGACGAGGUCUUCACAAACUUCGAGUUCUGGGAAGAUAAUCUUCUCUGGCCAGCACUCAAAAGCAAGUAUAAGCUUGCUAGCGUUAACACCACCAACGCAAAGAGCAUAGAGGUUGUCAUCAGUAACCCUAGAGUCUCAACCCUACGGCAGCAUCUUGAGGAAGCCACUGUUACUGAAGCGGUAAUGCUUACUAAACCUACUGCUCCUGAGAGCAGAAAGAAGCAUAUCGAGGUCAAGCUUCCACAGGGCAUGACCUAUACUGCUGGAGACUACCUUUCAAUCCUCCCCAUCAACCCUAAAGAGACCGUUUACCGCGUAAUGCGAUAUUUCCACCUUACUCGUGAUGCUUACCUUAGCAUCAAGACGAACGGACCUACCUCCCUCCCGGUUAAUACCUCAGUCCCUGUUAAUGACAUUUUAAGCUCUUACGUUGAGCUUUCCCAGCCUGCUACGCGAAGAGACCUUAGGACAAUUUCAGAAUACACGGAGGAUAUGGAAACUAAGGCUGAACUGGAUCGUUUAUCAGGAGAGGCCUACACCGAUGAGAUUAGCAGCAGGCGCGUAUCUGUCAUUGAUCUGCUUGAGCGCCACUCUCGUAUCAAGUUACCGAUUGGGGCUUUUCUGUCAAUGAUGCCAUCAAUGCGUAUCAGACAAUACUCAAUCUCCUCGUCGCCAAUGGUACAUCCUGACUCUGCAUCACUUACAUUUUCUGUCCUCAACAAGCCUUCACUCUCAGGCUCAGGCUACUUCAUCGGCGUCGCCUCAUCUUAUCUUGACUCACUCACUAAAGGCGACUCACUUCACGUCGCAGUUCGACCAUCGCAUGCCGCCUUCAGACUUCCAUCUGACGCUGAAAGAACGCCUAUCAUCUUCGUUGCUGCCGGAACCGGAAUUGCCCCUUUCCGCGGAUUUAUCCAAGAGCGCGCUGCUAUGCUUAUUGCUGGUCGAACUCUUGCACCUGCGUUGCUCUUCUUUGGCUGCCGCUCACCUGACAAUGAUGACCUGUACCGUGAAGAGUUAGACGAUUGGGAGGCCUUAGGUGCUGUCUCAGUGCGCCGCGCGUUUAGCUGGGAGUCAGACAAAAGUAACGGCUGCAAGCACGCUCAAGAUCGUGUGUGGCACGAUCGCAAGGAGCUUAUCCAUUUAUGGGAGCAGGGCGCUAAGAUAUAUGUUUGCGGAUCCCGUGACGUGGCCGAGUCAACCAAGGAGACAAUUAUCAAGAUCAAGAUCGCGAUGGAGAAGGAAAAAGGGGUAGAGACAGAGGCGGAAAGCAUCCAAGAGUGGUUCGACUCUCUAAGAAACAUUCGCUAUAUGACUGAUACAUAUGAUUAG
Colletotrichum spaethianum is the source of this 2496-nucleotide messenger RNA. Its product is annotated as bifunctional cytochrome P450/NADPH--P450 reductase. Gene Ontology annotation, molecular function: NADPH-hemoprotein reductase activity; flavin adenine dinucleotide binding; heme binding. Gene Ontology annotation, cellular component: cytosol. The record is from RefSeq and is a predicted model, not a curated record. The transcript has 3 exons. The coding region runs from base 1 to 2496 and encodes 831 amino acids. Lineage: Eukaryota; Fungi; Ascomycota; Sordariomycetes; Glomerellales; Glomerellaceae.